UGGCAAAAUCACUUUGCUCUCGUCGUCUUCUUUUAUAUAUUGGUAAGGAAGGUCCCCAGUGAAUUUCGUGUGUUUUUGUUCCGCUUUUCUCCGAAACUUCUUCUGAUAAAGCAAGACUGAAGAGGAAAGCAUGGCUUCCAAUAGGGCUCAAGGUGGAAUCCAACAAUUGCUGGCUGCAGAACAAGAAGCUCAACGCAUCACCAAUGCUGCCAGAAGUGCAAAAAUGGCUAGGUUGAAACAAGCCAAAGAAGAGGCUGAAAAGGAGAUAGCUGAAUAUCGGGCCCAAAUGGAGUUUGAGUUCCAGAGGAAAGUCGCCGAGAGCAGCGGGGAUUCAGGUGCAAAUGUUAAGCGGCUUGAACAAGAGACAGAGGCGAAGAUCCAUCACCUGAAAACAGAAGCUGCAAGAAUAUCACAAGAUGUUGUUAACAUGCUUCUGAAGCAUGUGACGAGUGUGAAAAAUUAAGGUCUCGUGGAUGGUAAAGGUGAUAUUGCAAACUCCUAAAUCUUGUUAAUUUUGGACUGUUUCAUCCUGGACCUUAGCUUUCCUGCGUGCUGUGGAUAGGAUUCUUGUUCUGGUAAUUGUUAUGUUGUCUACUCUACUUAAUCCCUUGAAUAAAAUUAUGUUUUCUUCGUUUUC
Molecule: messenger RNA, 637 nt
Organism: Alnus glutinosa
Lineage: Eukaryota; Viridiplantae; Streptophyta; Magnoliopsida; Fagales; Betulaceae
Product: V-type proton ATPase subunit G-like
Exons: 4
Coding region: 131-463 (110 amino acids)
Biological process (GO): proton transmembrane transport
Cellular component (GO): vacuolar proton-transporting V-type ATPase complex
Molecular function (GO): proton-transporting ATPase activity, rotational mechanism
Source: RefSeq, a predicted model, not a curated record